Molecule: messenger RNA, 5394 nt
Organism: Ruditapes philippinarum (Manila clam)
Lineage: Eukaryota; Metazoa; Mollusca; Bivalvia; Venerida; Veneridae
Exons: 13
Coding region: 222-4883 (1553 amino acids)
Biological process (GO): actin cytoskeleton organization
Molecular function (GO): actin filament binding
Source: RefSeq, a predicted model, not a curated record
UAUAACCGUUACCACAGUAUCCACUGCUCAUGCGCACAGGUAACUCUGAGAAUAAAUCGAUCCAGGCGUGGUGGCAUGCAUGACAAUGCUGCAAAUAAUAAUGGGGAAAUGCCUAUAAUAACUAUUCGGAACAUAUAUUCUCAGUUUAAUUGAUAUUUACAAUAAAUCUGUAAAUUGGAGUUAUUAUUGAAGGGAUAAGCUAAUGACGCUCUAGCAACAAGAUGGUUGUCCAUAAAAACGGAAAGAAGGUACCAGUCUAUCGUCAGACAAAAGCGGAGUUAAGGAUUCGCCUGGUAUGGAUGACACUGAAGACCGUGUUCGAGUGCCUGUGCCAGUACGCGCACUAUAUUUGGGACCAUAAUCCACUUAAGGUCCUUUCCCGGCGGCAUCGUCGGCUGUAUUUUGUAGAGAACUAUGGCGAGAUUAUGAUCAAACCAAAGUUUGGCGAACGAAUGCUUGACCUCCUGCUCAGCGAUUACCGACGACGACAGCGUUUACUGAACUGGGUCCAUAGCCGACUUAGGUCUCACGUUGUCGUGCACGAUUUCUGCACCAGCUGGCAAGAUGGCACCGCCCUGUGUGCUCUCCUCGAGUCGAUAUGCCCGGGUGUUUGUCCAAGUUACCAUCUCCUGUCGGGACAUAACAGAGUGAAGAACUGCCGACUAGGUCUAAAGUUGGCCAACAAAUACCUCUAUGUACCUAUGGAUCUUAUAUCCGCCGAGGAACUGGCUAUUGCAAAUAAGACUACAGAAAACAAAAUAAUACAGUACAUAUCAAUGGUGAAAUGGGCAUCACAAAACAUCAAAGAAAAAUGGUCGUCCCUGCACGAAAGUUUAAUUGCUGCUAAAACCGGAAGGUGCUUUGCGAAAGGUUCCGGUUUGAAGAGCGGCAUUGUGGAUAAAAGGUCAAAGUUCACUGUGCUUGUGUCAGAUACAAUAGGGGUGUUCAACCUUCUUAUUGAAGUGCGAGGACCAAAUCAUGAGUUCUGUUGCGAGAGGAUAGUAUCACUCCACCAGGCAAAAGCUUUACUGGACAAAUCCUUCGAUUUUGACGUUCCUCAGUCUGAAAAUAUCAAAUAUUUAGAAGACUGUGCAGGUAAUACAUUUGUGAGGAAAAAGAUCCCCGCUCGUUACGACGCUGAAACCACCGAGCCCAUUUAUUUUGAUAUUCAGUGCGGAGAAGAGGGAACUUUUUACGUGACGUUUGUGCCGCGGAUGGCGGGAAUGCAUGCAGUGGCUGUAAAGUGGCAAAACCACCACGUAGAAAAUAGUCCCUUCAGAAUAAAGGUAUAUAAAGCAUCGAACGUCUCUACGAAAAACUUGAAAGGUGCCCAGGAGAAACGAGUCAUUUAUGACUCACUGUCGUUCUCAAGCCACAGUGCCGACGCCCUAGACCAUCCAGAUGUCCCUGAAGAGUUCGUGUCGCAUAAUGGACACGAAGCUAACCGAUCCCUUUCAGCGAUGGCUAAAGCAAAGGCUUACAGCAAGGGGCGACAACUCACUGUCACCAGACGAAGGGUUUUAAGACGGAUUAUAACUAGAAAUGGUGAAGAUAUUGUAAUUGAAGAGGCGAUAUCGCCUUCACUAUCUCGACAAUCAAGUAUUACGGAUAAUUCUGACGAAGAUGUGAGGCACCACCGAAAUGAAAAAGACGAAACGGUGACAAAUACACAAACUUCUUCGAUUGGAAAGUCCCAUUCUUCAGUAUUAAACACUGUGCCAGAGGAGCGACAAGGUUCUAAAGACAGUGACCAUGCUGGAAGCAAAGACCGGUCACCUACAGAAUCACCGCAAAUUAUAAAGUAUAAAUGUACAGAACUGGAUGAAUUCAAUCGUCUGGAUGACCGUGAUGAUCAGAGCAGUCCGACCAAUGAAAAACGACCGGAAGUGAAUAAUAUCACGGAGCAUGCGCCAGAUCAAAAGUUGACGCUUUUUGAACAAGGUGUAUAUAACGCCGACAGAGUUGCAAAGCGUUCAGCUUUAAAAAGGACAACUUCGAUACACCAUCCUUACAAAGCUGUCGCUAAAAGAACAACAUCAGAUGGACCAAUAUACAAACUUCGCCGGGGUAUGGUAUCCAUGGCAACGUGUGACCUUUCCGACACGAGCUCCGAGUUUUCCUCUGAAGAUAAGCAAAAUAAUGAUGAGUGUGCAGAACCAUCGAGUCCAAAUCUCAAGUUACUUCACUCUAGCAGUUUGAAGAAGGCGUGCAUGUACAUCAGUGAAAAAGCCGUAAAUCAAACCAGCACUUCCUUGGACAGUGAAGCGUUUAGCGAAGAUUUUGGUGAUCAAGCACUUCCGGGGAAAAUAAAGCUGCGAGCGUCUCAGUCACUUCCGAUCAUGCGCAAGUAUUGGAAACGAGAUCUUACCAGUGAAGAUUCGAUCAAAGGUCUCAUUAAAAGUCUUCAGAAGAUAAAUUCGAUUAAAAGUUUUGAAGGUAUGGAUAAAGAUUUCGAUGAACCUAAAAGUUUAAACGAAUUUUUGAAUACGUGUCAGAAUGUUGAUUGUGCUAUCCCUGUGCCCGAAUACGACAAAGAAGCGAGUCCAGUCCAACAAAAUGAAGGUGAACCAGUUGGCACCAUUUCUGAAAUAGCGAAACCGGUGAAAGAAAAUGAUACAAGAUUUAGCUUUGGUAUUUUAGAUCUGAAUGACUAUGAAAAAUGCGCCAAAUUGCCCGGUACAUUAGCCGGAAUUUCGGCAAAGAAGGAAGUAAAUAUCGCGGAUUGCCAAGUCCCGGAAACACCUUCUGGUUUGAGUCAACGCGGCAGUUUAACACGGCAGACGACAAUCUUUUGUCAAAAGAGCAGUGCUGAUUCUUCAUCGGUAAAGACAGAUCACUCCUCGGAUGAUAAGAAAAGCUCUGAUCUGCAGAGCUCAAGUUCUAAUACCAGUGGUCAGUUUCGUGCUUUUAGAAGUAUCUACGUUCAUUCUGAUGCAGAAAACAACACUGAAAACAAAAAUGAAGUAACUAUUGUUAUACCAAAGGCUAAAAUUGACAAAUUCACACAAGUGUCACACAGUGAAAUCACCAAAGAAACGGGAUGGGAUCUUUUAGAAGGCGUUUACUUGCUUCUACGCAAGAUAAGUAUAAAGAUACCAUCUGAAAGUAAUGUCACCAGUCCAGCUAAUAAGUUAGUAUCAAAACCUGUUGAAGGCAUGGAUAGAAUUCAUCCGCGCGUAAACAUGACAAAAGAUGACACAGAACCAGACUGCAAUCGUCUGCAAGUUCCAUUAAGCCCACGUGACGACCGAGAUUAUCCGAGACGACCGUAUCUUUCAUUAAACAACAAGAGGGUUUCAAGUGACCUUGAACUACAUGGUCAGUUGGAACAGUUGAAUAAUGAAAACUUUAGAAAUGUGAACGCUUGGUUUGAGAGGAACAAUUUAUUAAACAGUCCAAACAGACUGGCUCCUGUUCGACAAUACACCAUGGAAACGGUCGACAGUGGAUUCGACGACAGCCAGAUUCCGGCAAAUUUUAACAGACAUGGUCGAUUUAGUCUGCCAAAUGUUCUGUCUGGCAAUGGCCACGUUCGUCUCUACAGGCGACAAUAUCGCGGUCCUCAAAUUGCGUUUGAGCCGAGUUUAGUAAAUAGUAACAGCAGUCAGAGUGUAUCUCUUGAACAUAAAGAAACCGGAAAUGACGCAGACGAUGAGUUGCACGUGCCUAACGAUACCAACAAACAGCAGACGAAACGACGGCAUAGGCGUAUUAACAGAGAGGAUUCUUUUAGCUUGUCCGAUUCAGAGUUACACGAUAGAAGGAAACGAUUGCAAAGGAAAAAUUUUACCUUUGACUUGACGGUAUCUAAAACUGAGGACGAAGAUGGAAUUUCCGAAGCUCGCAAAGAAUUCAAAGAAAUAAUUAAGGAAAUAUUGUCGCGUAAACAUAAAUUUUCAAAAGCAAAGUUGCAGGAUGAAAAAUCAACGGACCAAUCCUUGAACUCUAAAGAAAACGAUAAAUCAACUGCAGGUACCGAACCUGUUGAUUUCAAUGAGGGGACUGUUGAAAAAUGUCCCACACGAUAUACCACUAAGAUGUGGAAAAAUCAGGUUGGCACUCUUACCAGCGUUGACAGCAACUAUUGUGGAUUUGGUGUUUCAAAGUCAUCAAGAAACGACUUUUUAUCACAGAUUGGUAUUUUUCAAAAUCUGUGCCCCACGGAUGAAACAUCCGAUGAUAUGUCCGAGGAAACACCGGCAGCAAAGAUAACACAUUGGCAAGAUGAAAAUGUCGUCAUAUCAAUUAGCGAUGAAAAUGUUGAGUCACAAGACGACAACGAUUUUAUUGACAGUGAUUUAAGCGGACUGUCUUGCGACGAAAUAAAUGACACUCAAAGAGAUAGAGGAACAAAAGAAACCAAAGAAGAACAAGCAAUUGUUGAUGGGUUUUCUAACUUUGAAAUUGAUAAAUUUGAAAAAAGUCUAAAAGAACCUAUCAACAACGUUUCUGUUCACUCAACACUUGACGGUACUAUUAGAUCGUCAACAUAUUUCGACAUGUUUUCAAGUUUUGACCAUUCACAUUUACACGAUGACGUGGAACCUAACAAUGUCGCGAUGUUAGGUGACGUCAUUUCUUUGGGGACAAAUACCGGUGAGCAGACGAUAUUCCGUCUUGCGGGGGCGGGACUUCGGUAUGGCACGGUUGGGGGAACUAACUCAUUUCAGGUCUGGGUUGAAAACCCUACUCCCGGUUCAUUAGCGGUAACUAUAUCCGGACCUCGAUCUUAUUCAGUCACGGAAACGUCUGUUAUAUACACGGGCGACAACUUGUAUGAAAUUUCCUACGAAGUUGCGCAUCCAGGGAAGUACGAAAUUUAUGUAAGCUGGGGAGAUCGAUCACUUUCGAAACAUCCGUAUAUUUGUGAGGCUACGUUAUAAGGGACGUCAUUCCAAUUGCUUGUGUGCUAUCACCCUCAUAAACACAAGUCUCGUGCUCUCUGAUUUGAUUACAAUUUUCAUAGCAAUGUUUUCUCAUAUUGGGGACAUUUUUACGAUUGCAAUUCUUUUGUACAAUAAUUAUAUUUUCUGUUACAAUAUCAGAAAGCAACAUCAAUGAAAACUAUUUAUAUAAACUGCACGCUGGAACGUGCGUCUCAGAGAUUACCAUUUUGUUGGGAACUUUACUUUAUUUUGCAAAAUAUUGCAAAGUAAUUGAUCAAACAAUUCUUGCCGCGGUUACCUUAUACAGAUACACAUUAUGUUCCGGUUUUCUUGUUUAGCACUGGCGCAAUCGGAACAUCCUCGGCUAUUAUUCAUCCGAAGAUUGACGGAAAGGGCUGAAAAGCCAGGUUGGCACUGGCGCCCAUUAUUGAAUACUUGUAAAUUUGUUGUUACGUCUGCUGUGGUUGCAAAGCUGUGAAAUAAACAUGUAAUAAAUUGUUGACCUCUU